This is a messenger RNA of Lizanozyma spartinae, 1320 nucleotides long. RefSeq names its product proteasome regulatory particle base subunit (gene RPT4). Gene Ontology annotation, cellular component: proteasome regulatory particle, base subcomplex; cytosolic proteasome complex. Gene Ontology annotation, molecular function: proteasome-activating activity; ATP binding; ATP hydrolysis activity. Gene Ontology annotation, biological process: positive regulation of RNA polymerase II transcription preinitiation complex assembly. The record is from RefSeq and is a predicted model, not a curated record. The transcript has a single exon. The coding region runs from base 1 to 1320 and encodes 439 amino acids. NCBI's taxonomy places the organism in Eukaryota, Fungi, Ascomycota, Pichiomycetes, Serinales, Debaryomycetaceae.
AUGAGUACAGAAGAGACGGAUCCUCUCUUAGAAGCAUUGAACCAAGACUCCGAAACUGUGGAAGCCGAAAACGGAAAUUCAGUCGGUGGUUCCAACGGUAAUGCUUCUAAUACCAGUAACGAACCUACUGCUGCUGAAGCUCCACGAUCUGUUGAUCCUGAAAAAGCUAAGGCUUUACAGAAGUAUAAAGAUAAGUUAAAUGAGCACCGCAAAUGGGAGGCUCGUGUCAAGGAAUUACGAAUGAGCAUGCGAGAUCUUGGUAAGGAUUAUGUUAAGACUGAAGAUGAUAUUAAAGCUUUACAAAGUGUGGGCCAAAUCGUUGGAGAAGUAUUGAAGGAAUUGGAUGAUGAAAGGUUUAUUGUUAAGGCUUCUAGUGGACCCAGAUACAUUGUUGGAUGUCGUAAUACUAUUAAGAAAGAGAAUUUAAAGAAUGGUGUCAGAGUGGCUUUAGAUAUGACCACGCUUACUAUUAUGCGUGUUUUGCCUAGAGAAGUGGAUCCUUUGGUCUACAAUAUGACAACCUUUGAACCUGGUGAAAUAUCGUUCAACGGAAUUGGUGGAUUAACGGAACAAAUCAGAGAAUUACGUGAAGUGAUAGAGUUACCUUUGAAGAACCCGGAAUUAUUUACUAGAGUUGGUAUCAAACCUCCUAAGGGUGUGCUAUUGUAUGGUCCUCCUGGUACAGGUAAAACCUUAUUGGCAAAGGCUGUUGCUGCUACAAUUGGAGCCAACUUUAUAUUUUCACCUGCUUCUGCAAUUGUGGACAAAUACAUUGGUGAAUCAGCUAGAUUAAUCAGAGAAAUGUUCAGUUAUGCAAAGGAAAAUGCCCCCUGCAUUAUAUUCAUGGAUGAAGUUGAUGCCAUUGGAGGUAGAAGAUUUAGUGAAGGUACCAGUGCCGAUCGUGAAAUUCAAAGAACACUUAUGGAAUUAUUGAAUCAAAUGGAUGGUUUCGACACCUUGGGCCAAACAAAGGUUAUCAUGGCCACUAAUAGACCUGAUACUUUAGAUCCUGCACUUUUGAGAGCUGGUAGAUUGGACAGAAAGAUUGAAAUAGGCUUACCCAAUGAAACAGGAAGAUUGGAAAUCUUUAAGAUCCAUACAGCCAAAGUGGCAAAGAAAGGUGAGUUUGAUUUUGAAGCAGCUGUUAAGAUGAGUGAUGGCUUCAAUGGUGCUGAUAUCAGAAAUUGUGUGACUGAAGCUGGUUUCUUUGCCAUCAGAGACGAACGUGACUACAUCCUUCAGAAUGAUUUGAUGAAGGCCAUCAGAAAGGUUGCCGAGGUUAAGAAGUUGGAGGGUAAGUUAGAGUAUGAAAAGUUGUAG